Messenger RNA from Aspergillus ruber CBS 135680, 408 nucleotides. RefSeq lists its product as uncharacterized. The transcript is spliced from 2 exons. The record is from RefSeq and is a predicted model, not a curated record. NCBI's taxonomy places the organism in Eukaryota, Fungi, Ascomycota, Eurotiomycetes, Eurotiales, Aspergillaceae. The coding region runs from base 1 to 408 and encodes 135 amino acids.
AUGGCGAGUGUCGCCUUGCGGAUGGUAGUGGAUCUCACUCAGAUUGCGUUAAUUGGGUCUGGUAUUGAGAGCGCCAUUGUUCCGGCUGUCGAUUUUGCUGUCGCCAUUGUUCGUAUUGUCAUGACCAUCCUCGAAUGGGUCAUCCCACAUACCCCUCCAUCUGGCCCCGCCGAGGACUAUAUCAACAGUAAAGUCGAGACGAUGACCAAAGAUUUGAACGCCCGACCCCAGGCGCUUCUCACAUACGAAGCCAACCCCAACAUCGCGCCCAAUCCCAACUCCACUCAGAUUCAAAUCACCAUUAGCAACAAGACCGAGGACACCCUCAAAUUUAAGUCGCUCAAUGUCCGUCUGGAGGUUGGCUAUACUGCAACGGCUUUAUUCAAGAAACUCCAAAAUCGGCGAUGA